Molecule: messenger RNA, 4818 nt
Organism: Prorocentrum cordatum
Lineage: Eukaryota; Dinophyceae; Prorocentrales; Prorocentraceae
Source: the annotation of a GenBank genome assembly
AUGGCGGCGAUCGAGGUGGUCGACGCGCGGACCGACAUGCGGUUACAGCGGUUCGACGGCACGGACGAGAAGUGGGGAGACUGGAGUCUCAGGUUCGAGGCCUACGCCGCGCUGCUCGGCUUCGAGGAGUACAUGACUGCGGCGGGCCAGAGGCAGGACCCGCUGCUGAACGACCAGCUCGACGAGCGCGCGAGGCAGGUCAGCCAACGGUUGUGGCGCCUGCUGCUCACAUAUUGCGAGGGUAAGGCGAUGGGAGUGGUCAAGCUCUCGUGCAAGAACGGUCUCGAGGCGUGGCGCCAGCUCAAGAAUGAGUAUGAGAGUCGUUCAGGAAAUCGCUGGGCCCCGAUGCUGCGGUUCAUCCUGAACCCGCAGGACAAGUGGGCCAAGGAUCGCGAGGCGGGCAUCGACUUCUUUCAGUCGCCCACCGCCUGGGAGGCGAUUGUGGCCGAGUAUGUGGAUCAGAGCGGCGAAGCCGCCCCAGAGGAGGUGAAGUUCACGUUCGCCGCAGCUCGCAGUCACAUCAGGGGCUACUACAACCAGGGCAGGACUUUCACUCGCGUCCCAGACGUGGGUGGGGUUGUCCCGAUGCAGGUGGAUGCAGUCCGUGCCCAGCUGCCCAAUGGCAAGGCCAACGGCAAGGGCAAGACGUACAAGUCCGACAAGUCAGGCGGGAAGUCUGGCAGAUACCAGAAGGGCAAGGACUCAAAUACCAAGUCUAAGGGUCGUGAUGGCGGCAAGCGCGCCAAGAACCAGACGGAGUACUUCGACGGCGAGUGCGGCUACUGCGGCAAGUGGGGCCACAAGCGGGCGGACUGCAGGAAGAAGAAGGCCGAUGACUCGAAGAAGGAGCCAGGUCACACACGAACUGUUCAAGGCGACGCAGCUUCGUCAUCAGCCCAGCAGCCAGCGGAUGGCACGGUGAAGGCGGCGUCGGGCUACUUUGACGGCAAGCCCGAUGGCUGGGUGUUUGCGGUCACGGCACAGCCGAAUGGCCGGGUGGCGAAGGUUGGCGGCUCCAUCCUGAUCGACAGCGGCAGCGACGACCAUCUCUGCAGGCGCAGGUUUGUCCCAGAGGCUCCCAUCAGCGCUGCGGUGGACGCGCCGAGGCUAUUCGACGCGCAGCAGCGCCCACUGCCGACGGCAGGCCUGAGGGGAGUAGAGAUGACCAUGAAGGAGGGCAUCGCGGCGACAGCGGACUUCCUCGUCGCCGACGUGAACGAUGAUCUGCUGAGCAUGGGGAAGCUGCUCAGGCAGGGCUCCAGGUUCAACCUCAGCCUGGAGGACGGGCUAUACAUGACGAAGGGCCAUCGCAGCGCGCAGCUCACGCUGGGGAGGAACAGCCUCAGGCCCCCGGUUGUCGCGGCGGGCCCCGCAGCUGAGGCUCACCGCUGCCGCGGCGCGGCAGAGCGGCAGGAUGCGACGACGGCCCCUGUGCUCAACGCGGACAGCUCGGUCGGCGCGAUGAGGGCCAGGCUGAGGGAGCUGCGCGUGCCCAUCUACGGUGCCAAGGCAGAGCUUUGGGACAGGCCCAUUGUGGCGGAUGCCGCGGUCAGGCGGUCGGAGGCUGAGAGGGCGCACAAGCAGGCAGUCAAGGAGCAGCUCGGGAUCCAGCACGACCCAGUCGAUGCUAGGGAGCCACCCGUGCCGAAGGCUCCGAGCGCUGAAGAGGAGAGGCAGCGUCGCCUCACCCAUCUGCCGACCGCGCCCUGGUGUGAGGAGUGCAUCCGCGGCAAGGCGCCCGAUGCUCCACACGCGCAGGUCACGCUCGAGGACUCCGAGCGGAAGGCGCCGCUCAUCAGCUUCGACAUUGGGUUCUGCAAGACAGCUGAUGAGGACGGCGACCUGACGAAGGUCGAGGACACUUAUGCGACGAUGCUCGUGGCGUUCAGCUCGGACGCUGGGGUGGUGAAGGUCAUCCCAUGCCCAUCAAAGUCGGCACCGCCGUACGCGAUUGCACGCAUGAAGCAGUUCGCGCAGCGGCUCGAGACGGGGAGGUGCAGACUCAGGGCCGAUUCUGAGCCUGCGACGAAGGCGAUCCUGGACGGGGUAGUCGCCGAGCUGACGGGCAAGGUCAUUCCAGAGUUGACGCCCAAGCACAGCAGCCAGUCCAACCCAGCGGAGGCGGCUGUGAAGAUCGCGGAGGGCCAGACGCGGGUCCUCAGGUUGGAUCUCGAGACGCGCUACGGCGCCAAGAUCACGGCGGCCGUGCCGAUCUGGGCCUGGAUGAUGCGUCAUGCUGGGUGGCUACACGAGCGGUGCUCACGGCGAGCUGGAGGGCAGGCUCCACAUGAGAUGGCGACGGGCACGCCCUACAAAGGCGACAUCUGCACCUUCGGUGAGACGGUGCUGCGUCGAAUAGCUCGACCGAAGCAUCGAGGGCUCGGUGGAGGACGGCGGCUGCACCGCAGGGAGGCGCAGUGGGGCCGUGGGAUCUGGGUUGGCAGAUCUGACGAGUCCCAGGAGCAUCUGCUGAUGACUCCGCAAGGGGUCGAUCGAGCUCGGACCGUGCGACGGCUCCCUGAGGGCAGACAGGCCGACAAGGACCUCCUGCUGUCGGCGACGGGCAUCCCGUGGGCGACGAGGACGGCGCCCGAGAGGUCGAGGCGACCACGGGCAGCCCCGCCCGUGGCGACAGAGAUCCCGAGAGCGGAUCAGCAGCAGCAGCAGCAGGCACAACCGCCGGCAGGGCCACCCGAGGGCCGAGCGGACCCUGCUCAGCCCCAAGCCCCACCGCAGGCCCCAGGCCCAGCGGUGGCGGCAGGACAGCCGCAGCCGCAGCCCCCGCGGCCAGCGCAGCCAGCGCCAGGAGAUGCGGUCAUGGGGGCGCCCCCGCCACAGGCGGAGAGGCGCGGGCUGCCGCCUGAGGCGGAGGCCUCAGAGAGCAAACGAGCGCGGGUUGCGGCGGUCCACGAGCUGGACGUCGGCAACAUAGACGACCCGCCCGACGCGUUCUGGGAGGAGAUCUCGGAUGAGGUCGAGGACCAGACCGAGGACAUGUUCGACGUGGACGCUCAGGAUGAGCUGGACAAGAGGCUCACGCUUGAGCACCUGCAGAGCCUCCUGGACCAGGGCGUCGGCGAGGACAUCCCCAAGUCGGAGGCAAGGGGAUCGGCUCCGAUCUCCGACAGACUCAUCGACUUCGUGGCCCUCAAGCGCGGCUUCGCAGUGAUGACGCUGGGCGCGACGGACGCCUUCUACCAGGCGCCCGAGCGCGAGGACGUGGUGGUGGACCCACCGCAGGAGUACCUGGACAUGCUGCAGGCAGAGGGUAAGAGCACGGACACAUACUGGAAGCUGAAGAGGCAGCUGCCUGGCAGGCGCACGGCGGCGCCUGGCUGGGUGGAGCACAUGGUGGGCAUCCUCAUGGACGAGAUGCGCAUGGCGAGGUGCGAGAUGGCCCCGCAAUUCUUUAACAACUCGGAGACUGACGUGGUGGUCGAGAUCCACAUGGACAGCCUACACAUGGCAGGACCAAGGGGCGCGCUGGAGGGCUUCCGUGACGAGCUGGGCCAGCACGUGACCUUCAGCGGCGGCGAGAUCCAUGAGCACGGCACCACCUACGAACACCUGACGAGGUUGAGGGCGCGGUUCGAGCACGGGACAGAGCUGAAGGCGAACCCGAAGUACCUGGACUACGUGGCGGAGACCCUCAACCUCGGGAGCGCGAACACGGCGCCCACGCCAGGAGUGCCAGCUCAUAAGGCGCUCAUGGGGAGCACCUCGGCCCUGUCUUCCGUUCAGGCUGGCAUCUGCCGAUCGUGCGUGGGUGCGCUGAUGUACUGCGCCCAGGACACGGCGGACUGCCAGUGUGAGGUGGGCCUGCUAGGAAGGAUGCUGUCAGGCCCCGCCGUCGGUGCCUUCACCGCACUCAAGAGGCUGGUCAGACCGACGGAGGGCGCGAACGUCGAGCCGGUGGGCUACGGCGACAGCGACUGGGCAGGCGACCUUCAGACGAGGAGGUCACAGUCGAGCGGCAAGAUCGAGAUCGACAACGUCCCCAUGCACUCCUUCAGCAGGCGCCAGGCGAUCGCGGCGACUAGCUCGGGAGUGGCAGAGUACUAUGCGGCGACGGCAGUCGCCGAGGAUCUCCUCUACUUCAAGUCGCUCCUGGAGUUCAUGGGCUUCACGGUGGCGACUACUCUUCUGACGGACUCGUCGGCGGCCCGAGGGAUUGUCAAACGUGAAGGAGUUGGCAAGGUCAGGAGCCUGGAGGCGCGUGUGCUGUGGCUCCAGCAGGCGAUCAAGAGGAAGCUGAUGGACCUCGGGGCCGUCGGCACCGACGAAAACAAGGCCGACCUGGGUACGAAGAUCCUCGGGCACGAGCGCUUCGUCAAGCUCAGGACGAUGAGCGGCAUCUACACGGACAUGGGCCAGGUCGCGGAGAGCGACCACCAGUCGGACGAGGUGGAAUUCGACGUGGGGGCGGCGGCUCGGGUUCGGCGCGCCCCAGGCGUGGCCGCUUCACCGAGUGCGACCCGCCCGGCGGCCCUUGCGACGAUCACGGCGGCGGUAGCGCUCCUCCAAGGGCGCGAAGGACCCGCCACCGAGCACGACGGCUACUACGACAUGGAGGUUUGCUGCAUGGACGGCGUGGUCGCGAGCGACUGGACGAGCUAUUGGCUGGUGCUGGUCGUCUGGGCGCUGGUCGUGGCCAUCGUCUUCGGCUACGCGGGGCUCCGCUACGCCAGCUGGGUGGAGCAGGAGUGGCUCCUCGUCCAGACCGAGCCCGAUGACGCGAGGGACAAGAAGAUCGACCCAGGCAUUGGCUGCAUGUUAUCUACGUCGACCAAGUCGACGGUGGAUCAGAGAAUCGCAUGA